AUGGAAGCUCUUCCUGAGCUUCGAGUGCUCGUCUUGAAGUCUAACAAGUUUGAUGGUAACAUGUCGCUGGCUUCACGAAGCGACCUUCCAUUUCAAAAGUUGCAAGUUUUAGAUAUAUCUGACAAUGAAUUUGUGGGGUCUCUCCCUCAAACAUAUUUCAAGAACUUUAGAGCAAUGAUGGAUGUGAAGGAAAAUAAGACAGGUCUAAUUACUAGUGAUGAUGACACUUUUCUAGGGUUUGUGGAGAUGACAGUCACCUUGAAAGGUUUGGAUCAGUUAUUGAAGAGACUGUUGAAAACCUUUACAACCAUUGACUUAUCCUCCAACAAUUUCUCUGGUAGUAUUCCAGAUUCCAUAGGUAAUCUUAAUUCUUUGAGAUACUUGAAUUUGUCCCACAAUAAUCUAAUGGGACACAUACCUGCAUCUCUUGGAAAUAUAAGUGUGCUUGAAUCAUUGGACUUAUCAUGGAACAAAUUGGACGGAGGAAUUCCAAGUGAAUUGACGAGGUUGACAUUUCUUGCCAAAUUAAACCUUUCAAUGAAUGAUCUCGCGGGACAAAUACCACAAUCUAAUCAGUUUUCCACAUUUGAGAAUGAUUCCUACGUGGGAAACUUGAGAUUGUGUGGAGUUCCGUUGACGAGAAAAUGCAACGAGGAGAAUGGGCAGCGGAUGCAGCCAGAAGAAGAAGAAGAAGAUGAUGAGUAUGGAUUUAUAGAUGGAUUUGGAUGGAAAAGUGUGGUGAUGGGAUAUGGAAGUGGAAUCAUAGUUGGGAUUGGAAUUGGUUGUUGCAUUAUUCGAUUUGGAAGGCCAAGAUGGUUGGUGGAAUUCUUUUUUGGCGUUGGAUAUACAUACAAGAAGAACAAGAAGAAGAAGACAAGGAAGAGAGCUACUCCAAUACAGAGGAGAAGUUGAUUCAAGACAAGCAUAUAUCAUGAGCUUUUCUUUUUUUGAUUUUUUGUUCUUUACCGGACUUUAGAUUGUUGUUUUUUUAUUGCUACUCGUGAGUUUGUGAUUUAGAGUUUAUAAAAUUUCCUGCUGCUACGUGACGCAUUGAUCUCAGCCUCCCCAGAAGCCAUCACACGAAGGAAACGACAGUGGUUUUGCUGAUUUUCUUACA
Molecule: messenger RNA, 1117 nt
Organism: Salvia miltiorrhiza (redroot sage)
Lineage: Eukaryota; Viridiplantae; Streptophyta; Magnoliopsida; Lamiales; Lamiaceae
Product: putative receptor like protein 25
Exons: 1
Coding region: 1-912 (303 amino acids)
Molecular function (GO): protein binding
Source: RefSeq, a predicted model, not a curated record